Messenger RNA from Nematostella vectensis (starlet sea anemone), 6337 nucleotides. RefSeq lists its product as uncharacterized. Bases 484 to 5151 code for a protein of 1555 amino acids. Gene Ontology annotation, cellular component: plasma membrane. The transcript is spliced from 15 exons. Gene Ontology annotation, biological process: actin cytoskeleton organization. The record is from RefSeq and is a predicted model, not a curated record. NCBI's taxonomy places the organism in Eukaryota, Metazoa, Cnidaria, Anthozoa, Actiniaria, Edwardsiidae.
CUCCCGUAAGAUUGAACUCUCAGACCUUCUUAGUGAGUUAUCCGUGUACUACUGAGCCCAUUCUGAUGUGCGUUCUCGUGUGCGCAGGGUGUUCUUGUGUGCCGUUUUGAUAUAAGCUAGUGUGUGCGCAGGGUGUUCUUGAGUGUGCGCAGUGUUCUUGUGUGUCGUGUUAAUAUAAGCUAGUGUGUGCGCAGGAUGUUUUGUUAUGCACGGGUAUUUCGUGUUCACAGGGUAUUCUCAUGGCGUUCUCGUCUCUGUCUCGUGAAGCUUAUUUUCAGAUAAGACGAAGAUGUGCUGUUUACUUUCUUAUAAUAAGCUCUGCUUCCUUCCUCUGACCGUGUCCACACAUGACUCACCGUCCAAGUCUCGCCCUUGGCUCGCUGCGUGACAGAACCUUGCCCCGCAUAUUGAAGCUCUGUCAUGAAAUCAUCCACGCAUAAAUACAAUCAGGUCACGGAAAUCCGAGUUGAAACAUAAAAAAAGAUGGGUCCAUAUGGGUUACGCGGCGAUGAGGAAACCGUUAGCGACACUUCUCCAAAGAAAGUUGUAAAUCUUGCGUUGCCCGGAAUAGAACGCUUCCUCAAAGACGUCCUAUCAGACGAACAACUCUCUGAUAAUGGUGAAAACUUGAGAUUACACUACGUUAGCUUGCUAGAAAAUUCAGAAACUGGUAACGACCCCCAGGAAAAUGAAGAGUUCCUUGAUAUUAAAGUAUCGGACGAGUCUUUGGAAACACCGCAAUUUCAAGUGACCCGGUUUGAUUUUGACUCAAACUCCGAAGUUGAGAAAAAUAAAGAAUCCUCCAAGAGAAGCCUCCGGGAGAAGGCCGCGAAGAGGCCCAGACCUCGGCGCAAAGGUACAGACAGUACCGAGGAAAGUGGCGUAUAUCUCAGCACUCAAACCUCCCAAUCAGAGGACGUCUUAGCACUUCAGGUCGACACUCGAGAUAACUCAUCACGCGACACUUAUGUUACAGACUCCGAGAGCGAGUUCAUCGAAUGGGAGAACGACAUAAACAUCGGCGAAGACGGUUAUAGUACGGGGGAUAAUAUCGAGAACUACUUGGAGAACAUUCACUUGCAACUGAAUGAGAAUGGGGAGCUUUACAUGGGUGUGUUGUAUGUUAGAGAGCAACCAGGCUGGCACAAGCGCUGGAUGACUAUCACCGAUCGUUGCCUUAAGUGCUUCAAAUACAGAACUGACGAGAAGAUGUUAUUCGAGAUACCGCUACAAAACGCUAAGAUAAUCCCUACAGACCGCAAGCGCAGUAGAAUGUUUCCCAUAACACUCUCGAUACCGAGACUUAAGGACGCCAUAACGGUUGCCACUACGGAGGAGCAAUCGCGUCAGGAAUGGAUUUAUGUUAUAAACCACGUUAUUAGAAACCUCAAUGAUGGAGAUCUCUCCUUAGAGUGCCUGGAAGCACAGCGAAAAAUCUCCUUCAGUACGUUAGUACGGUCUAGCGGUGAUCAUUCGGAAACUACAUCGAAGCAAAAUAAAUCUUCGGACGUUAAAUUAUGUGACGAUAUGAAUGCCGUCCGGUUGGACGCACCGUCCGACGUGCACAAGCGCCGGACGUGGCAUGGGGUAAAUGAGAUGGGCGAGACUUAUCCACCGCUAAGGGUGAGAGUGACAGGUGACGAGUCACCGGAAAUGGACUCUUCGUUGUCGCCAGGCUUGGCGGAAGAGGAAUCGUUUAAGGAACUGCAAGAGUGUCUCCCGGACAUUCUUCAGCGGCCAAACACCUCAUCCGCAAACAGACGACAAAGCGCGGGAACUAAGAGCAAAAGCCUUUCGUUCAAUAAUGAGCUUGAUCUCCGAAUGCGAUCGACCUCGGACCUGUCCGCUCAUCCGCGCAUCAAAAGACAUGGCUCCCUGGCGAACUCGCUCUCCUCCAAGGCUGCCAAGGUUAAGUCCAAGAUUUCGAGCUCUUUCUUCAAGAAGGGCAAAAAAGACGACAGAGCGCAGCGUGAGGCCGGUGGCAGCACCACCACAUUUUCUGGGUACCUGUCCAGGAAAAAAGGGCAUUCCUGGAAAAACAGAUGGUGUGUAGUGAAGGAUCACAGUUUGCAGUGCUACAAGGAUUUUGGUGUCGGCCUGGCAGAACUCGAGCUGACGUUAGCAGGGUGCAAGGUGACAAUGGUCCCUGAGGGGGAGGGGGAGAGGCCAUUUGUGUUUAUACUCACUGCCGAUAAAGAGGAUCUGCAGUUUGCCGCUGAAAAUGACGCCGAGCUUGAGGAGUGGAUUAUGGUGCUCGAUAGCGAGGCUAAGUGGAUCGAGGAGCAGACGCAAGCAGCUCUUCAGCAAGAAGACGACUCUCAUCUUACUAGACUCUCUUCUCAAGACACUCCGGAAGAAACUCGCAAAAACGAGGGCACAGAGACACACCCCAAGCGAUCUGGCGAGUCCUCUCCUCGAAAAGACUCCAAACACCACGGUCUCCCCAAGCGCAAUUCCAUGCUUGGCGCACUUGCGCACAAGUUCGGUAAAGGGAAGACUAAACAUUCGUCCGAUGCCAAGGCAUUACAUGAUGCACAUCACGGUGUUGAAGACGGAGUUGUGGCCGUGGCCAGGGCUCAAGGCGAUGCUGCAGAAGACGAGGAAGACAUGUUGAGCGAAGGGCCAAUAAUGGAGGGUACCCUCUAUCGUCAAGUGGAACAAAAUUGGCUUUCUUGCUCGGUACGGCUCAGUCGUCACGCGCUGUACAUGAGAGAUGAAUCAGCAACAGUGUUCAAGUGUAGCCUCGCCAACUGCAUUGUACUGGACUGUUCUGACACCGAACCCUUAAUGAUGGUUGUUAGGAGAAGUGCUGGUGAACCCGUCUAUCUCAAAGCCAACACGGAGACAGAUUUCAUGGAAUGGAAAGAAACAAUAUCAGCAGCAGUUCUGACGCCGCCAUCAACGACCAAGCGCCCGCUGACUGAAGAAAACUCCUUCGAUGAAGAUCCUCAAUCAAAGGUUUCUUGGCGCGCCCAGAUAGGUGGCGACUCUUUUGACAGUGUGUUCAGUAGAGAAGCGGACAGGUCGAGUAACGCCGCGAGUCUGCCAUCGACCCCAGUGUCGCCGAUAGUCAUGGACUCCUGCCCUUCGCCACGGCCGUCGACCGCAGGUGAUGUUGAAAGCGUAGAGAGCGAAGAUGAUUUCAAGCCGAAGGCUACAUUCCCAAUUCACCGAUCACGGUCCGCUGGUGGCAUUGACAGGCUUCGCCCCCAAUCCGCGAUUCACUCGGGCCGAGAUCGCAGGAGAGGCAGUCCACUACGCCGCACGAUCUCCAACGCGCUGGCGGCGCUUGACCUCUCACCCAAGAAGCGCCGCAGUAAGACUUUCGCAGGUCUCGGAAUUGCCGCCUCACUUUUAUUCGGGAUCAAGCACACUUCAUGUCUGCACUUCCGUAACAGCACGGGCAUGUGGAAGAAGCGCUGGGGAGUACUACAACAAGGGAAAUUGCACUUCUUUGACAAUGUGGACGACGUGUCACCGACUCUUACCAUCCCGCUGAAAGAGUGUAAGGUUGCGCGCGUGCAGUUGAUAGGGAAGCCGUUCGCGUUUGAGUUAAAGAUCCCUUCGGAGAAUAUGGAAUGCUGCUUAGCCACCGACAACGACCUAGACGUGACUAAGUGGAUAGAGCUGCUGCAACUGGAGUCUUGCGGAUAUGACUCCACGGAGCAGAGCGGGCUUGAUCUUCUUAACGGCAUUGUACCUCAACUCAAACAACAAAGCUACCGCAAUGAGUCUAAACCAGACGUUGCACUUAGUAGCAAGCUGGCCGACACUAAGAACAACAACAACGUGAGGUCGGCAUCCCUUCUAGAGCUGCGUAGAAUCCGAGAAGCGAUGUCCCCCGACCAGGGCAAUUUGACGAAGCGAACCGGUCACGAAAGCUCUCCUAAUCUAAAUCAACAAAAAGCAACCUCCUUAGAGGAAGUAUUGAACUUGUUACAGGAGCAGCAAAUGCUUCAGAGCCUUGGGCAGACGCGCUACGUUAAGGUAAAGAAAGCGAGAACAAACUGGAAAAAGUCUGCUGCGGCCAUUCUCAAGGAACAAGGGUCUCAUCCGAAUUCAGAUACCUCUGAUAGGAAAAAAGAGUCUAGUGUCGAGGAGGAGAGGCUGAGUGAAGCGGGAAGUGAUUCACAUGCGAAGAAGAGAGCAACCUCGAUAGUGUCUUUAUCGUCUGAUAUCUCUGAGGAAAGGUUUACUGGUAAAGAUGCACUGGACAGAUACGAGAGAUUAGCAGAAGAAGAAAAGGUGAAAGCUCUCAAGGCGGAAACUCUCUUGCGUAAACGACGUAAUUCAUUAAACUUAGAAAAAGAAGUUCUCGAAAAAAAGAUCGAAAAGAUCAACGAGAAGAAAGGCACCGUAAAGAAGUUACUUGGCAAAGAGCAAGUCGUCGCCGACAAAGAUGAAAUUAUUCGCACGCAAAAGAGACUUAAAGAGGUGACAGUUAAACUUGCCGACGUUGAACACGAUAUUAAACAGAGUAAAACUAAAGAGGCUGAAAUCAUGGGCAGUAUAAAUGAACUAAAAACAAAAUCUGCAAGAGAUUUCCCUGUCAAGCGCGAAUCAGUGUGUCACCGCGCAACACCGGAAGAGCGUCGCGCAAUGUUCAAACACUCACCACAGGGUUCCAUAUCAUCUCACGAGUCUUUUGACGACAGCACUGACCAUCUCAAAUCCUCUACGGCCUCCUUAGACACGGGUCUAAAGCGUAAAGGGUCGAAGAAGCAAGCGUCUCUCGUAGCACUGGAGGAAGAACUGAAAAAGAUUUCUCCCAUGGGAGGACGCAAAGUCCCGGGAAGGAAGAGAAUUUCUUUUUCGUCGGAAGGCUCUGUCGAUGAUGCGUCUCCGCCAAGUGCGAGGCGGGGUCUUGAUAAGAGAGACUCGAGUUCGUCUGAUGGAUCGCUUCAAGGGUACGAGAGAUUUAACUCAUUUUCGUCCGAGGCGGCUGAAGGCAGGAGGAGAAAGCUGACGUCGCCGUCGCCAAAGAAAACCGAAGUGUUUAAUGUUGCUGUUGAUAUCCCGUGUCGGAGGACAUCGUCAAGCAGUCUUGCGGAUGGGUCUUCGUAUAAGGGAUCGGACCACCGGCCAAGCCUUAUCACCGCCUUAUCUCAAAUCAAGGACUUUGAAGACUUUCUUGCAAGCACAAAACAGUGAAGUUUUUCUGGGUGAUUAUACGUCAAGAAAGACACAAAAUGGAAGUAUUGCAUUCGCGCGCACUUCCUUGGUACAUUAAUUUUGGAAGUUCAUAUUCAGUCAGCAAGCUCAUUAGUAUGCUAUGAUAUGAUGUGCAAGUGCAAGUUUGGAUUUAUAAACUAGAUCGAUCUUGGGUAUGUCAACAAGAUCGAUAGACCUUGGAUAUGUAAAGUAGAUAGGACUUGGACAUGCAAAGUAGAUCGAUCAGGCUUUGACAUGUAUAGUAGAUCGAUGGAUAAAGCUACAAUCAGCGAUGCAACAAAACUGUUCAAAAUUUUUACGGCUCAAAUACAGCUUCAGAUGGAAAUCUAAAUUACGUAGCAUAGUGACUUUGAUAUCCUCCCCUCCCCCUCCCAUUCCCCCCCCCCCCUCCCCCAAAUCAAUGUUGGAUUCUUUUACUGACAACCCUACACAGCAACUUUGAGUCGGGGGGAGGGGGAUGUGAGAUAUUAAAAGUUCCCAAAUUGUAAAUUGUUCGAGUAAGACUACUUUUUAGAUGUCAUUUUCAACAUGUUUUGUCGCUGAUUGUAGGUAGGACAGGCGCGGAUUCAGACGUAUUCGCAAAAUGUAAGUCUUUAUUCUGUUGAUUGAGGUCAGAUUUUUUCCUGGAUUCGCGCCUGUUGGAUAUGUAAAGUAGAUUUCCCUGUUUGUAUGCAUGCUGUGAACGGUCUUGUCUAAGGCCCACGCCUUAGGGGCCCAUUUAUAAUGGUGUACAUGUACCCUGUACAUAUAGAGGACACUUUUGUACAUUCUCGUUUGAUCAUUCAUUCUUUCGUUUUCAUGAACAGAAGUCUUGAGUCACAAAAAAAAAAAAAACAUUCAUUUUUAUUGGGUAUUACAGGGCAGACCCAAAAUCAAGCAAAAUCAAAUAUUAAUAGAAAUUAAUAAUGGAAAAAAUUGAUAUAAAGUUAUAAUUCCCGAGAUGGAAUUAUAUAUAUAUAUAUAUAUAUAUAUAUAUAUAUAUAUAUAUUGCUUGAAUUGCAAUCUGGACUUUAUCGAUGUUAUUUAUCUUGAUGAUUUCUAUUUCACAUCUUUUUAUGGUAAUUUUAGCACUAGUUUUUAUAUAGAUGUAUAUUUGACGUAAAAAAGAACAUAUUUUCAAAUGCAAACUAUCAAAACAUUCAUACAAAUAAAAAGGUUCCACCAA